Penicillium samsonianum is the source of this 696-nucleotide messenger RNA. Its product is annotated as zinc finger MYND domain-containing protein. NCBI's taxonomy places the organism in Eukaryota, Fungi, Ascomycota, Eurotiomycetes, Eurotiales, Aspergillaceae. The coding region runs from base 1 to 696 and encodes 231 amino acids. The transcript is spliced from 4 exons. The record is from RefSeq and is a predicted model, not a curated record.
AUGGGUCGAUGGGGAUGGCACCUGUUUGAAGGCGAUCAGGACCUUGACGCCGUUCUCACCUUGUCCAACAGCCUAGGCGUCAAUACCGAUGAGUGGGAGCACAGUUUGAGUGCGAUGAUUCAUCAAACCGACAUGCUGGCACCAGCGGACGCCGCUGCCCUCUACAGGACCCCUGAAUAUGCCGAUUCGCUGGCCAACGUCACCAUCCCGUACAUCCGCCAGAAACUCGACACUGACAACUUCGGAGAACGGAUGUUCGCUGCCAGUCGUGCCAAGGAAGGGGACCCGGACGACCUCUUCCAAGACUCCAAGUACCAGACUAUCAUCCUAGGUGCUCUCAUGAUGCGUGCUGGUGCCCGCAUCAGCGCAGCGGAUCUGCAACAUCUACGCGAUCUUGUACCCCAGAUCAACUGCACCUCGCGCCGAACUCUUUUCGAGGACCAUGGCUUCAGAACUCCAGGAAAGGUUCAGUUCCAGGCUGCCUUGGAUCACUACCAGCCCGGUGUUGCACGUAGCUUCCAGGAGCCUAGCUGCUUCACGUGUGGAAAGAUCGAGGACGAUAUUGGUCACAAGCCUCUGCAAUGCAAGAAGUGUAAAGUCGCGACGUACUGCAGCAAGGACUGCCAGCGUGACCAGUGGCGCGAACAUCGAGUGAGCUGCGUUCCCCCAGGACAACGCCGGUGGCUGAACGUCUGA